This is a messenger RNA of Lasiodiplodia theobromae, 1179 nucleotides long. Its product is annotated as Lipase GDSL. Gene Ontology annotation, molecular function: hydrolase activity, acting on ester bonds. The record is from RefSeq and is a predicted model, not a curated record. The transcript has 3 exons. Bases 1 to 1179 code for a protein of 392 amino acids. Lineage: Eukaryota; Fungi; Ascomycota; Dothideomycetes; Botryosphaeriales; Botryosphaeriaceae.
AUGAGGACCGUCACCCGCUUCCACGUCCUCGUGUUUUUUGCCGUCUGCACCAUCGCGUAUAUCGGCUGGGUCUUGCCGUCUCUGCAGGUCCAGAGCCGCGUGCAGAAGGCCAUCUCGGGGUCGCAGCGGCGCAUUGUUGUCUUCGGCGACAGCUGGUCGGACGUGGGCACCUACCACAUCGACAUUCCAGCAAAGAAUCCGCAGCACAACAUCAGCCGCCCCUUGUGGACUGAGGCCUUGUGCAAAGAGCUCCUGUGCGACGACAUCAACAAUUUCGCCCGCUCGUCGGGCGCGUCCAACUUCUUUGAACAACCGGAUGCUGUCUUGGACACGGAGAUUCUGGCCAAUGUCACGAACCAGCAUCCCGAGAACCACAAGUUCCUUGCCGACCUGAAGAAACAGGUCCAGCAGUGGAUCAGCUUCGAGAAGCAGAGUGGUGUCAUCGCCAGCCGCGCCCAAAAUAAGGAAUGGACCGUUUUCACCGUCUUCUUUGGCAUCAGCGACAUCUGGCAGUACACCUUCCAGGACAACAAAGCCAGCGACGACGACAUCAAUGAGACCAUGGCCUCCUUGUUCGCCCAGCUUGACGUAAUCGCGCAGCACACGCAAACUCGCCCGCACAUCGUGUUGCCCAAGGUCAUUGACAUCUCGUUCCUGCCGGCGUUUGCACAGCAGCCCAUCGAAUUCCCGGAUCGGCAGCAGUCGGCCGUGUCACUGACCGAGAAGUGGAACAACGCGCUCGAGAAGGCCGCCCGCGACUGGACGGGCGGCUACGUCCACCUGCUGGAGACGGACAAGUGGCUGCUGAAGAUGAUCCGCGAGCAGCAGAUGAACAAGAUUGGCAUCGCCGACGAGCGCGGUGAGGGCAAGGGCAAUCCCCGGUUCAGCGAGGUCAGGAGCCCGUGCGUGCCGUUGCCGCAUGUCGGGGCCCAGUUCCCGUUUGACAUGAGCGACACGGCCAGCAAUCGGACGGAGCCCUGCGAGGACGAGUCUCACUAUCUGUUUUGGGACGGCAUGCACCUGUCCGGCAGGGCGCACAAGCUGUUGGCCAUCGAGGCGGCCGAUCUGGUCGCCACCAACUACACCUUCAACCUCAACGCGCUCCGCAAGCACGAUCUCGAGCAAGAGGAGGCGGCGAGCCGGGCCAAGGAAGAGAAUGAGACCGGCUCGACUAAGUAG